Molecule: messenger RNA, 2364 nt
Organism: Danaus plexippus (monarch butterfly)
Lineage: Eukaryota; Metazoa; Arthropoda; Insecta; Lepidoptera; Nymphalidae
Product: thioredoxin, mitochondrial
Exons: 4
Coding region: 531-962 (143 amino acids)
Biological process (GO): cell redox homeostasis
Cellular component (GO): mitochondrion
Source: RefSeq, a predicted model, not a curated record
AGUGCUCUUGAGUUUAUUUAUCUGGUAAACCAUAUUUGUGAAAAAACUGAGGAUAAUAUUGCAUCCAUGUGACGUGUUACUCAAGAAAACUGUAAAUAAACUAGAUCUUUUGCAUGUUUUUGAAGUGCUACUAAAAAAAUUAAGGCUUAUUUUAACCGAGGUCUGACUAUGGUAAAAAAUGUAUAAUUUAGGCCUUUUGGAAUAUAUUUUGAUAAUAAUCUGGUUUUUUUCCAUUAUAUUAAUACUGGCAGCUAUAUACUCAAAUCAUAGCUCGGGCAGGGUAACAUUUAUCGUUGCGACACUUUUAACCGCCUUUUUUUAUACGUUGCCCGAGGAAAUUUUACACGGGGUCGCUAACAGUUUCUAUCGCAAUGUCUUUGUACCGUUUCCCGCUACCGUAAUAUCAGCGGCUGUUGGCAUUCUCGUAGCUUACAUUUAUUUGUUCAGUUAUGUAUCUGUCUAUGAACCCGAGGAUCCACCUCCUCAAGUGAAGCCUCCCGGUAAAACUGAUUAAAAUUAACAACCGUACAAUGAAUAAUGCCAUCUGUCAAGGACUGCGGUCACCAGUUCGGCGGCUCGCUGGUCUAAGAAAUAAACUUAUAUCAACAUCUGUUGUCCACAAUGAGACCAUUCUAGUCAAGAAUUACGAUGAUUUCGUAAAUAAGGUGAUGAAUAACGAGAAACCUGUGAUAGUGAACUUCCACGCGGAGUGGUGUGAGCCGUGCAAGAUCCUCACGCCGAAGCUCAAGGAGUUGGUUGAACCGUUCACUUCGCUGGAUCUCGCCAUAGUCGACGUGGAAGACAACGCGGAGCUAGUUCACACCUUUGAGGUGAAAGCGGUACCGGCGGUCAUAGCCAUCAGGAAUGGUCUCAUAGUGGACAAAUUCAUCGGCCUUGUGGACACGGACAUGAUCAACAGUCUCAUAGAACGGAUGGCGGGGAAACGGAAUAAUGGCGCGUAAAAAUGACAUUGAUAAAUGAUAUGUAACUCUAAUAUAAUCUGUGCUCUGAUCCCGCUUCUGUCGCUGUUAGAUAUAAUUAUGUUGAAAUAUUUAUGAGCCGUCAAAUAGAUACGUAAAUAAGGGCACAAUUGACAGGUCUAGUUUGUGACAAUAUAAAAAAUAUAUGAAUAAUAUACAGUACGCUACGUACGAUGAUUUGUAAAACUUCAAUAAAAUAUAAAGUGUAGCACAAUCUGUAUAUAUUUUGUUAGUUUUUUUUAACUAUGAAGUAUUUUUAUAAAGAAAAAAUGUGACAUCGUUUCUUUGAAGUUAUUUUGAUAUAUUUUCGAAAAAGCCGCAAUUGCUCAUAUACUUUAAUUGUUAUAAGAACUAGAUAUGUUUAAUAAAUAUUUUGUUUUAUUGUUUACCUCACGUUUAUUUACUAUUUAAUGGUAAGUAAAUAUAUAAUAUGCUAUUAGUUUAAAAUGUUCUAAACGGUUAAAGGUGCCAUAUACUGAUUCUGAAUGGAAUAUUUUUGCUAUCAACUCGACAACAUAUUCUAAAUUUUGAAUUUUCAUAUAAAUUAGUUAUAGUCUAUGAAUGUAAAGGAUAAUAACUCGGCUGAGGAAUUCGUUGGCUCGAAUCUCGAUGUUACCUUUCCGAGUCUUGCGAGUUAUUCAUUCUUUAAGUAGUGUAUUGUAACCUGAGUAUGCGAUAUCUUAGAGCUUUGUAGAUUAAGCUUAUAUCAUAUAGAGAACGCGAACCAUUUACCUGGCGUUUAGAAAUUCCCUAACAUAUAUUUACCCCAUGUAUUGUAUUAUAUUAAUAAAAGAUGUAGAUCUACAAGUUGAUGAUCUGGUUAUGAUAGUGUUGCCAGUCUCUGUUUUCGUAAUUUUUACAAGGGACUGGUGAAGGGUAAUAUUGUAUCAUCUUCAUCGGUGCUUAGAAUCCUUCCUUUUAUUGAUUCAGAGAUAUAAAUAUUUAUUCUCUUAGUAGUAUGAUAGCGUCAGUAUGCCGUCUUUGUAUUUUUACCAAUAACAUACAAUUCAUAAUUAAAAUAUACUAUAAACAAUUAUCGACAUGGUGAAAUCGUAUCGGUGUUACAUAUUGCCAGUUAAGAAAAAGAACACGGCAUUCUAACGCUCCUAAAAUUUUAUUAUAUUUAUAAUGUAAUUAGUGAACACAGGUCAAAGUAUUAUAUUCGGACCAGUUUAGGGCCCAAAACAAAAAGAUAUGAAUUUAGAUUUCCUUGUUAUUAGAUUUAAAUAAUUAAAAUCUCAAUUAUCGCUGACGUGUUUCCAUCUAUAUUCUUAGUUAUCAUAAAUAGCGUUCAAAGUGUUUUAUUUCAUAUGUCGAUGUUUUUAAAACACUUUGCAAAUAUUUAGAGGCAUGUUGGUGUGGAAUAAAUUUAUCUUUCCUGCAA